Molecule: messenger RNA, 1361 nt
Organism: Durusdinium trenchii
Lineage: Eukaryota; Dinophyceae; Suessiales; Symbiodiniaceae
Source: the annotation of a GenBank genome assembly
AAGAUCAAACACCAGGUUAGACCUUCCAAUACUUCCAGAGAAGGACGUUAGAUCGUUUGGAAUUGGUAUUGAUUUGCAUGUGUUGCUCAGUGAGGGUUUUAGCCUCGGGAUGCCGUGAGAAAGUGCAGCCAUUUGACUUCAUAGCGUUGUGCUGUUUCGUGCCAUGUCGGACUUGGAUAAGUCAGCCACAACCUUGGUUGUGAGGAGCACUUGCAAGUUGACAUACGAGGGAAUCCUGAUGAUGCUCAACAAGAUUUGUGAGGGUACCGCCUACGACUACGUCUACUUGCCCUGGCACAAGCUUGCAGUGGUGAACUUCACAAGUCCGGAGGCUUGUCAAGCAGCACAUCGGACCUUGACCCGUUUGUCGACGAUGGACACAUCAGGCGUUCGCUAUGUGAAGCAGGCAGUAGUUCAAGGUUUGGCCGAAAAUCUGGCAAUCUUUUUGGCAAAGUCCGGCUAUGACGCGAUCUUUGAUCCAGGCGCUCCUCGUGUAUUUGUGCUGGGAACCAGCUUUCCGCUGAGCUCUGCAGUCAACGUCUACACCUCUUUGCUCUGGACAAGCUCUGAGAGCAAAACCAUCGUCGUCCUUUGACACCUUGAUGCAAACUGCACAAACUAUGACUAACUGUCUAACUCGCUGAAGUAGUGGGUUUCAGGCAGAGCCUCUUGGUGAACAGGUGAAAACCCAACGCACGUGAAAGAGAGGGAUACCUCGAAGCAAAACGGCAGAAGUUCAGAAGUGGUGAAAGCUGGGAGGUUUCUUUGCACUGGAGACCCAGUAAUGGCACCGUGGGUCUAUCCAUUCAGUGUGGACACUGUCCUUUUGCAACGGAUAACAAAAAUCCGCACAUUGUUUCAACAGCCUAUGAGCUUGGAUUUUUGUCUCUUUGGAGUGUUUGUUUCGCUAAUCCCCUUCACCAAACCCGCGAAUCGUUUUUGCUGGUUGGUGGAGGCAACCAAAAACACUGGACAGGCUGGACCAACAUUUGUCAAUGGACUUGGCAGUGAGGCACGAAAGGAAAAAACCAAAAGGCCUCCUUUUCAUGGUCCAGCCGGAUCCAGUUCCGAUUUCAAGUGAAGCUGAGCGUUCUGCUCGCUCGCGGAUCUGCGAACGAGGCCUGAAGGCCAAAGGGUGGCCGCCCUACUAAGGCCACUCCAAAGUGUGAAAAUCUGAGCAGUUUGAGAGAAAUCUUGGUUUACCAGUAUCAUUUUAAAGAAGCUAGUAACAUGGCGUCGUCGCAUCACAAGACAUCCCGAUCUUCCAUUGAAGCACUCGUGUUACUCUCAAAGGCUGAAAUUGAAUCUACGAAAUAUCGUUUCAAAAGAAUUCGUGCACGAACGAUUUCAGGCAAAACUUU